UCCUAAGCUGUAACCACACUAAUUUCGAUAGAUUUCACAACUCUGCCAAACCCAAACCUCAUCAUGAUUCUUUUUCGAAUUUCCUGCCAACUUCCCAUUUAAAUUCUGCACCUACUCUUCUCCUCUCUUCAUCACUUGCCUCAGCUUUUCACUCUCUCUCUCUCUAUCUACAUUUCAAUCUUUCUUUCGCUGUAGAAAAUGGGUGAGAUCUCUUGCUCUAAUGGGAUUACUGAUAAGAAUGGAGUUGAUGGGAAAAGCCUUUCACUAUCUGGUUAUAGAAAGAGUUGCUGGUAUGAAGAAGAGAUUGAAGAGAAUUUAAGAUGGAGUUUUGCGCUUAAUAGCAUAUUGCAUACGGGUGAGACACCAUACCAGGACAUCGCGCUGUUGGACACAAAGCCGUUCGGAAAGGCAUUAGUAAUUGAUGGUAAGCUUCAAAGUGCAGAGGUAGAUGAAUUUAUCUACCAUGAGUCUUUGGUUCAUCCAGCACUUCUUCAUCAUCCAAAUCCAAAGACCAUCUUUAUUAUGGGUGGAGGUGAAGGUUCCACUGCAAGAGAAAUACUCAGACAUAAAACUGUGGAAAAGGUUGUCAUGUGUGACAUUGAUGAGGAGGUAGUAGAAUUUUGCAAGUCAUACUUAGUUGUGAACAGGGAAGCAUUUUCUGAUCCAAGACUUGAGCUUGUCAUCAAUGACGCCAGGGCUGAACUGGAGAGUAGAAAAGAAAGUUAUGAUGUGAUAAUAGGCGACCUGGCAGACCCAAUAGAAGGAGGCCCAUGUUAUAAACUCUAUACCAAAUCCUUUUAUGAGUCCACUGUCAAACCUAAGCUAAAUCCGGGUGGAAUAUUUGUCACACAGGCAGGGCCUGCUGGAAUUUUUACCCACACAGAAGUAUUCUCUUGCAUUUACAACACAUUAAGGCAUGUUUUCACGUAUGCUGUGCCUUAUUCAGCUCAUAUUCCUUCCUUUGCUGAUACUUGGGGAUGGGUUAUGGCUUCAGAUUCCCCAUUUGAGCUGUGUGCAGAAGAGCUAGACCUGAGAAUGAAACAGAAUAUGAAAGGGGAAAACAAAUACCUUGAUGGCAAAACUAUUUCAUCUGCUUCAACUUUGAGCAAAGCAGUUCGAAAUUCACUUGACAAUGAGACUCAUGUCUACACAGAAGGAACAGCAAGGUUCAUAUAUGGACAUGGAAGUGCCCACAAAAAUCAAGCAUGAGUUCGAAUUAGAAGAAAAGAUGAAGCCCUUACUAAACCAAGCACAGACAUAUAAGACUGAAAGUGGAACAAUUUUUUUGUUUUUUCUUUUCUUUUUUAAUCCUGGUUUCUGAUCUUCUAAUUAAUUAUCUAUUUUCCUUUUUAAUUUUGGUUGUGUAGCUACUCUGGAAUAUGAUAUUAAAUAUAUGAAUGCCAUCCUAAAUUUGUGUUCUCCUGGAA
Molecule: messenger RNA, 1427 nt
Organism: Pistacia vera
Lineage: Eukaryota; Viridiplantae; Streptophyta; Magnoliopsida; Sapindales; Anacardiaceae
Product: thermospermine synthase ACAULIS5-like
Exons: 9
Coding region: 199-1209 (336 amino acids)
Biological process (GO): polyamine biosynthetic process
Molecular function (GO): thermospermine synthase activity
Source: RefSeq, a predicted model, not a curated record